This is a messenger RNA of Miscanthus lutarioriparius, 1518 nucleotides long. Lineage: Eukaryota; Viridiplantae; Streptophyta; Magnoliopsida; Poales; Poaceae. The record is from the annotation of a GenBank genome assembly.
GUGAAGGGACGCCAUGACCGCCACGCCGGCGGUGAUCGGUCUGAGCGCCGGCAACCGCCUGCUCGCCACCUCAUUCGGCUCCACCGACCUCGCGCCCCGGACGCGCACCCGUCGCUGCAGUUCGCGCCCGCCGCGCCCAAGCUCACCGUCGUCGCGCACCGCGCCUCCGCCUCCUCCUCCUCCUCCCCCGCCGGCCACGCGCGCGCGCACGCCAUCCGGGCGCUCAGGAACCACUCCGCACCCGCGCUCGCCCCGCCUCUGCCGCUGCCGCUUCCACCCGCAGCGGACCCGGCUCCAGAGCUGGACACGGAGUUCGAGUUCGAGUCCUCGCUCGAGGCCAUCGUGCUGCUGCAGCGCUCCAUGCUCGAGAAGCAGUGGGAGCUCCCCUUCGAGGACGACAUCUCCUCCGCCGGGGACGAGGAGGACGAGGUGGACGAGACGCUUAGCAAGGCCACGGUGGUGGUGGCGCGGUCGGGCGUCUCGGCGCGCCAGCGGCGGAUGAGCGGCCGCCGGCGGGGACCUGGCCGGAAGAACGUCACCAUCAGCCCGGAGCUGAUGCAGAGCCGGAACCGCAUCUACCUCCGGGGCACCGUCAGUAAGGACCUCCUCACGCACAAGCAGGUCAUCCAGCUCUCCAGGAAGAUCAAGGACGGCAUCUGGCUUCAGCACCAAAGAUCAAAGCUGAAGGAGAAACUGGGUAAUGAGCCGUCAUACAAGCAGCUGGCACAAUCACUGCGGAUAUCAGCUCCUGAACUGCACGCAAGGAUGCGCGAGUCGUUUCUUGCGAGGGAGAUGCUGACAAUGAGCAACAUCCGUUUGGUGAUAUCCAUUGCCCAGAAGUAUGAUAACCUCGGUGUCGAGUUGGCAGACCUUAUUCAGGGUGGUCUGAUAGGGCUACUCCGUGGGAUCGAAAAGUUUGAUGCCUCAAGGGGAUUUAGGAUUUCCACCUAUGUGUAUUGGUGGAUUCGUCAGGGCGUUUCAAGAGCAUUGGCUGAUAACUCGAAAACGUUCAGGCUCCCUACUUAUUUGCAUGAGAGGCUGAUAGCAAUUCGUGGUGCAAAGUAUGCGUUGGAAGAUCAAGGAAUUGCUCCGACAGUAGAGAACAUAGCAGAGUCGCUUAAUAUAUCAGAAAAGAAAGUGCACAAUGCUACAGAGGCUGUGAACAAGGUUCUUUCGCUGGAUCAACAGGCGUUCCCCUCCUUAAACGGCCUACCUGGGGACACACUCCAUAGUUAUAUAGAGGAUCAAAACGUCGCAAAUGAUCCAUGGCAUGGAUUUGAGGAAAGGUAUCUCAAGGAGGAAGUCAAUAAUCUUAUAAAUUCAACUCUCAACGAGCGUGAGAGGGAUAUUAUUCGAUUAUAUCAUGGCAUAGGAAAACAGUGCCAUACAUGGGAGGACAUCAGCAGACAAUUUGGGUUGUCGAGGGAGCGUGUGAGGCAAGUAGGACUCAUUGCGAUGGAGAAGCUGAAGCAUGCUGCAAGGAGGAAACAUUUGGAUGCAUUGCUUGAGGAAUAUUGA